Hyalella azteca is the source of this 1136-nucleotide messenger RNA. Its product is annotated as ribonuclease H2 subunit B. The coding region runs from base 179 to 1120 and encodes 313 amino acids. The transcript has 7 exons. NCBI's taxonomy places the organism in Eukaryota, Metazoa, Arthropoda, Malacostraca, Amphipoda, Hyalellidae. Gene Ontology annotation, biological process: RNA catabolic process; ribonucleotide metabolic process. Gene Ontology annotation, cellular component: ribonuclease H2 complex; nucleoplasm. The record is from RefSeq and is a predicted model, not a curated record.
AUUAUUCUUGAAACAAUUCAUGUUCCUGUUUGGCUCAUCUGGUCAUUAAUCUCCAAUUCUGGAAAGAUUUACUUGUGAAUUUGUCAUGUGUGAUUUUUUUCUGAUCUAUCAUAUGCUUACCUCAUCAGUUCCACUGAGUAUAAUUAAUUUAUUUUCAUACAAAUAAAUUGAAUUGAAAAUGAGUCCAGAGAAAAGAAAAAGUAGAUCAAGCUCUAAAAUUAACAAUGAUUCCGCUGCCCCAAUCUCUUCUCGACCAACUACUCAGAGUCAGAGUGCACAAAAAGUUUUCUUCUUGAACAGUGAAUUGUUGAAAAGUCGAGGGAUCAAAGCAGUGCAGUUACGACAUCCCCGCACUGACAGUGCAGCAAUGUAUUUCCUGUCUGUAGAUUCCUCCAAUAUGAAUAUUAUUUCUGAAGUUAAUGUUUUUGAUGAAGGAAACAGGAGCUGGUUUAUGGGAGAGAGCAUUAUUUCUGAUGGUAAGAUCUACUUAGGAACCCCCUACAAUGCAGUGUACCUCAUACUCCCCUAUCUUAUGAAGGCUGAGCAAAAUGUCCCAUUGGAUCAGCUGCUUGAAGAUGAAGAAUUUCCAUCAGCCAUCCAGCUAGCUUCAUGCAGCAAUUUGUGUUUGAAGAACGUUGCUGAUGCCAAAGGUUCCUCUGACCUGAACGUAUGGAAGUACAACGAAAAGAAGACUUUAUCUUGGUUGGAGGCUCGCACCCGCAACAUGGCAGCAGUGCUCAUGGCGAAGAAGGUACCCACAACUACCGCGCAGGCAUUGACCUUUGUGCGCACCAUGGAUCAGCAGCACACCAAGGAGGCUUAUUUGCAGCUAUCACAUGGCAUUAUUUCGGAAUACUUGCCACCGCUUCUGUCUGAAAAACUGCGCGUAGCCCUUGAUCUUCCCGACCCUUCCAAGCAUGGAGUCAAGCAAAAGGCAACCCACGAGGCCGUGGGACAAAAGGACCAGAAAAAGCCUAAAUUGGAAGGACCUUUGGAGGACUAUACCUGUAGUCCUGGGGCUGCCAAUAAGGUGAGCCCGCCUCUAUCGGCUAAAGCAAAGGCCCUCGCUCGGUCAGCUGUGGGAACUAAAAGCAUCAUGUCGUUUUUUGCAAAAAAAUAAUCUAUGCUAUAAUUUU